Musca domestica (house fly) is the source of this 2224-nucleotide messenger RNA. Its product is annotated as ketimine reductase mu-crystallin-like. Gene Ontology annotation, molecular function: hormone binding. The coding region runs from base 1054 to 2067 and encodes 337 amino acids. NCBI's taxonomy places the organism in Eukaryota, Metazoa, Arthropoda, Insecta, Diptera, Muscidae. The transcript is spliced from 3 exons. Gene Ontology annotation, cellular component: cytoplasm. The record is from RefSeq and is a predicted model, not a curated record.
AUACAAAACGAAAUGGAAAAUUUCAAAAUAAAAUUAUUGAUUGGUGCUCUUUGCAUUUAUUUUGAAAUGACCUCAAGUGCCUACAUUCCACCAACAUUGGUAGUAACAACAAUUCCGGAACCCUGUCCGGAUCAUAUACUCAUAUUGGCCUAUUUGAUUAUCACGGCUGUUAUCAUAUUCGUCUCACUGGAGAUAUUCUUGACAAUAUUAUCCAAAAGAAAUAAGCAAACUAAGGAGAUUCAAUAUACCUAAGGGAAAUACUUUUAAUAUAGAUAUACAAUUUUUAAAAUUUAUAAAUGUUACUAAGUUUAGUUUAAGAAAUAUGUUUGAAGUAUGAAGAAGUAUGUAUGAAAUUAUGUAUGCAUAGACUUAAAAAUUAAAAUAUGUGUUUAGUCUGUUCCAGAACUGCACGAAUGUACAAUUUUUAACUAGUAUAACCGAUUUUUCCUUUAUGAUAUGGAAAGUAAAUGCAAAAUUGGUGGAUUCUUACAGGUUCUGGAACAGAGCAGUAGCUAUAAAAACGAUAGGAUAGUCACAAAUCAGGCGGGUGGACUAUAGACCACUCUAGAUAUUUUGUAGAAGAGCUCUCAAAAUAUAUAACACUGUGCCACAACAAAAAUAAUUAUUGCAGGAAAUAUUCAGCAAAUUAUUGAAAUAGAGCUAAAAAUACACACAUUUUUUUUAAUCUUAGCGCCAUCUUACAUUUGUAAAAUACAUUUAUACCGUCAAUUUUAUGCACCAACCUCUGCCUGAUUUUCUUCACAAAGUACUGUACAAAACAAACUAAUAAAUAAUGCUAUCGAUCUUUAUGGCUCAGCCGAUAACAAGAACAUUGAUAAGAACUUGUUUUAAUUAGAAUAUAAAAAAAAAACAACACCAAAACAAACCACAUGAGCUGCAUAAAAUGAUACCGUCCGUCUACGGGUUAAUGGCAUGUUUUGAUGAUAAAUUGUUUUUUUUCGACUUUGUCAGUCUAUGCUCAGCUAUAUAAACAAAAGCAACUCGGAAUAACCAUCAAGUCUCAAGUGCUAAUAAAAAAAACACAAUAACAAAAUGGAACAACCCAAAUUCUUUUCCGCCGAACAAGUUGCCAAAGUGUUGACAUGGAAUUUAGUGAAUUCCGCCGUAGAAGAGGCCCUAAGAGCAACAGGGCCCACUGAAGCCAAUCCUCAGGAUACGGAUGCCUCUUUCGCCAUACAACCGGCACGAUCAGUGACCUCUUGUGGUGAUAAAUCAAAAUUGCUGCUUACCAUACCUGGUUUUGUGGGCAACUACAAAUUGAACGAGAAACGCACAAACACCCUCGCCUGCAAGGUGGUUACAUCGUUUUCUGCAAAUCAAAAAUUGAGUCCACCUUUACCAAACAUAUUGGCAAAUAUCUUACUCUUUAGCUCCGAAACGGGACAGUUACAAUGCGUUAUGGAUGGCACACAAAUUACGGGAUGGCGGACCGCCUCAGCAUCAUUGGCCGCAACCAAGUAUUUGUUUUUACAUCGUUUUCCUGAGGGUAUGAGCAAAGCAAUUCGUGUUGCCAUCAUUGGCUGUGGUGUUCAGGGACAGUCGCAUGCCAUGGGGAUGUGUAAAACAUUUAAUGUUAUCGAUAUUUACCUCUGGAAUCGCACUAAAUCGAAAGCGGAUCAGCUGGGUGAGAAAUUGCGUUCAGAGUUUCCCAACUCUGUGAAUGUUCAUAUUGUUGAAACGCCUGAGGCGGCUUGUCGUGAAGCUGAUGUCGUUUGUGUGGGAACCUAUUCACCCACGGCUUUAAUUAAUUAUAGCAUGCUGAAACAUGAUAAUGUGCAUAUUAAUACCGUUGGUGCGGGUCAGGUUCAUUUUGGCGAAGUUGCACAAGAUAUAUAUGAUAAUGGUGUCGUUUAUGUCGAUUCUCUGGUCAGUGCCAAAACUGAACUAAAGGACUUAAAGGCUAAAAUUGUUGGAGAAGUGGGCGAGGUUAUUCGCAACAAAGGUCAACGAAGUGAAAAUAAUCGUAUCACCAUUUUUCAAUCGAUGGGUAUUGCUGCUGAAGACGCUACUGUGGCACAGGCGGUUUACGAGGCUUUGUGCAAAUGAGAACGAACUAUUGGCAAAUAUUAAAUGGAACACAUUGAAUAUACAAAUACAAGACAGUUUACAUUUUUCAACAUAAAAAAAUUUAAAAGAUUAAAAAAUAUACAUUGCCACUAACUAGUAAUAUUUUCUUGGUAAACUCUUUCGAAAGAGUAAGAUA